CAAAACUUCUAUUUAUGAUGUUACACGUAGACCAUAUACAAGAAAUUGUGCAAAAAUUUUUAACAUUCGAUGCUCAGAUUAUGCCAGAAACAAGAUUUGCAAUUAAUUUACGAAAAAACCUACGCGUUGUCAAGAAACGAGCUCUUGUUAUUUGGAUAUGUCUUAUUGCAAAUUGUGUAAUAUACAUGUUGAUUCCUUUAUUGAGCCCUGGCCGUCAUUUGCCUGAAGAUUUAUACAUUCUCUAUGGUUUGGAACCUAUGCUGGAGUCGCCUAACUAUGAAAUACAAUACGUUGUGUUCAUCAUUAGCUCAGGAUUUUGUAUAUACGUCAUGGUAAAUGUAGCCGUGUAUGUUAUAGUAAUCGUCGGUUACAUUGAAGCUCAUCUUCAUACGUUAAGUGAAGAGUUAAAAAUCCUUUGGGAUGACAGUCAAAACUUCUAUAAUGAAGUCAAACACAAAAUACAUAAUAAAAUACACGCAAUACAUCAGAAAGAAAAUAUUGAAAAUGAUUACAUACGAAAACGUCUCAAUUCCAUCGUACAUUAUCACGCUACGAACAUUCAGCUUCUCCGAGAAUUUAAUAACGAAAUUAGUCAAACUUUAAUCGUUGAAUACAGCAUAAUGGUUUUCGCUAUAAUAACAAUUCUGCUCGGAGGAUUAGAAAAUACAUAUCGACAGCUGCCGUUUGUCGUUGUACAAAUAUUUAUAAACUGCCUUUCUGGACAACGACUGAUAGAUGCGUGUGACGAGUUUGAAAAUGCCGUAUACAGUUGUGAGUGGGAAAAUUUUAAUGCGUCUAACCAAAAAAUCGUGCUAUUGAUGCUCUUAAUUUCGCAAAAGACUUUGAUGCUGUCAGCUGGCGGUGUGGCGGAUUUAAAUUUUAUUUGCUUGAUGACAAUAUUGAAAUCGUCAUAUUCAACUUACACGACUUUAGAAUCUACUGUUAAGAAUAAUACUUAA
This is a messenger RNA of Maniola jurtina (meadow brown), 959 nucleotides long. RefSeq lists its product as uncharacterized. The transcript is spliced from 3 exons. The record is from RefSeq and is a predicted model, not a curated record. Gene Ontology annotation, molecular function: olfactory receptor activity; odorant binding. NCBI's taxonomy places the organism in Eukaryota, Metazoa, Arthropoda, Insecta, Lepidoptera, Nymphalidae. Gene Ontology annotation, cellular component: plasma membrane. Bases 15 to 959 code for a protein of 314 amino acids. Gene Ontology annotation, biological process: sensory perception of smell; detection of chemical stimulus involved in sensory perception of smell.